Bipolaris oryzae ATCC 44560 is the source of this 1074-nucleotide messenger RNA. RefSeq lists its product as uncharacterized. The coding region runs from base 1 to 1074 and encodes 357 amino acids. The record is from RefSeq and is a predicted model, not a curated record. The transcript has 2 exons. Lineage: Eukaryota; Fungi; Ascomycota; Dothideomycetes; Pleosporales; Pleosporaceae.
AUGUCGAAACCAAAAGUUCUUUUCGUCGGUUGUGGCGCCGUGGGCUUAAGUCAGGGUUAUCACCUCUCCGCUGGUGCAGACAUCACCUACCUCGUACGGCCCGGUCGUAAACCAGCAUUUCUACCCCCGAAGCAACUAUACGCGUACAAGACGGAUAAACUACAUACUUUCUCGUCGUACCGUGUUAUCGAGUCAGUCUCCGAGGUCAAGGGCGAGACCUUCGCUUUCAUUUUCGAUACUUUGGACGGCCACACCGCACGCUCCGAGAAUGGAGUCGCAACGAUCCGCUCGGUAGGCAAUCUCAUAAACGAGCCACAGAACAAGGAGUGCUUUGUCGUCUUCGAUGCCGUCGGCCUAGACAUGGACGAGCACUACGCCAGCAAUCUGCGCGUGCCGAAAUCUCGCCUUUUGAUGGCGGCAAGCAUGCUUGCGCAUCAGCCUACGCCCCAGAUCUCGAUACCUGCUACGGCAAGCAAGGAUCUUGUAGCCAAGGCAGAUAUGCUGUAUGCUCCUGGGAUGCCCGGUGUAGGUCUUAUGGUAGGCAACACACAACCCACGCUUGUCAAGAAAGUCUCUGCGAUCUAUAACGUCAAUGGCGCGCUCGUUAUUAGCACGAUUCCUGCUUUCGUCAUGGCCCCAUUUCAGUCGAUUGUACUCCUUCAUCUGGUUGUCUGGGAUAUUGACGGCUUCGGACCGUUCUCGCACCUCCGUUCGAACAGCGAACUCUGGAGCUUGCUUCUACGGGCUCAGACAGAGAUUCUACGACUUCCACGCUACGGCUGGACGGGCUGGUUUCUCUCACUUGUAAUGGGGAGUUGGGCAACGGAGAAGGCGAUAACGCUACCUGGGCAAGGCUCGAAGCCGCUUGCUUAUCAUGAGUUCAAUGCGUUUCAUCAUGGGGGUAAAGUCGCGAAGCAGGAUCUUAUGAUUUUGGAAGAGGUAUUGGAUGAUGGGGAGAAGUCGGGAACGAAGAUGGAAGCACUGCGGGAAGUUGUGAGGAGGAAUAAGCGCGAAAUCGAUAGUGCAGAUCGAACAUUGUAUCUGAAUACACAUAUAUUUUCAAAAGGGCACUAA